GAUUGGAUGGAAAUGGGAAAGUCUAGGCUUUAUCGAUUUCACUUUGAGGGCCUAAAUUUUGCAAUUUAUUUCAAAUAAGUCCACUCUCCUUCUCCAUCUCUUUCUUCGGCGAACUCCCGGCAUUCUCCUCCGAAAUCGAGCCACAAUGAGGGGUAUGCUUUGACUUGCUUCAAUCAUACUCCCUGCAAGCUUUUUCUUGAUUACAUAUUCAGAGUUCAUUCGAGUUACACAUUUUCCGCAAUGGGGCGUUUAAGGCUACAAUCUAGUAUCAAGGCAAUUGAAGAGGAGCCAGAAGAUUGCGAGACCAUCUCUUCCAUUAAAACUGAUAUAGCUUGUGUGGUUAACUCUGAAGUGAGUGCUGUUUUAGCAGUCAUGAGAAGAAAUGCGAGGUGGGGUGGUCGUUAUGUAUCUGGGGAUGAUCAACUAGAGCACUCACUCAUCCAGUCUCUGAAGACUUUACGUAAACAGAUAUUCUCAUGGCAGCAUCAGUGGCAAUCCGUCAGUCCAGCCUUAUAUCUCCAGCCAUUUCUGGAUGUUAUUCGAUCUGAUGAAACUGGGGCACCUAUCACUGGUGUUGCAUUGUCUUCUGUCUUCAAAAUUUUGAGUCUUGAUAUUCUUGAUUGUAAUACUGCCAACGUUGAAAAUGCCAUGCACUCUGUAGUGGAUGCUGUGACCAGUUGCAGAUUCGAGGUAACUGAUCCUGCGUCAGAAGAAGUUGUAUUGAUGAAGAUACUUCAAGUACUUUUGGCAUGCAUGAGAAGUAAAGCAUCAGUUGUGUUAAGUAAUCAGCAUGUUUGCACCAUAGUCAAUACGUGCUUUAGAGUAGUUCAUCAAGCUGGAAGCAAGAGUGAGCUCUUACAGCAGAUAGCACGUCACACCAUGCAUGAACUUGUGAGAUGUAUCUUUUCACACCUUCCGGAUGUCGACAACACUCAACACUCUAUAGUUAGACGAGGCAGUUCCACCCAAAAUACGGUAUUGGUGCAUCCUCUUUUUUUUUUUUUUUAAUUAUAUGUAUCUUGAACUUAUCCUUCCUGCAGUAUGUACCAUUCUUCUUCCUGGUUUGGGAAAUAAUGAUCCAUCAGAAUUGUCUACAUUCCCCUCUUAGAGUGCAAAAUCAUUAAGAAAGGUAGUAAACAAAUGGUGUUAUAAUUCUUCUCAUGAUCCAGUUUCACUUAUGGGUAUCAUUUGAUAAAACAAUAUUUUUUUGUGUUGGCA
This is a messenger RNA of Nicotiana tabacum (common tobacco), 1218 nucleotides long. The record is from RefSeq and is a predicted model, not a curated record. NCBI's taxonomy places the organism in Eukaryota, Viridiplantae, Streptophyta, Magnoliopsida, Solanales, Solanaceae.